AAGCUUCAUGGGUGGGAAGCAAAUCAAUACUGAUACCAAUCUUCAACCCCAAACGAACAGCUGUGGUGAGAGAAGUUUUGUGGUCGAUAAUGAUGAUCGGAUAAGUCAGUUGCCGGACGACAUUCUUGUCGAUAUACUGUCUUUGCUAUCGCUCAAAGAAGCAGCUCGAACGAGUGUUCUUUCGUCCCGUUGGAUAAACUUAUGGAAACAUGUACCUUAUCUUGAUUUCGACGUGUCAGCAUGCGAGGGACACAAGUACGUGAAGUGGGUGAACUCCGUUAUCCGAUCACACAAAUCCCCCACCUUGAAAAAACUAAGGAUCCGUUUUCCUUUAGAUGGUAAUUCCAUUACUCGGUGGCUUGAAUUCGCGUUUUCCAGACAUGUUUGGAGGUUGGAGUUUGACUUUGAUGUUUACUUUAAAGAUUUUUGUUUCCCCUACGAGUUAUUAGCCCCGAGAAGCAAUAUGGUUCUCGGAUUUAAGUCCCUCAAAGAAUUGUCGCUUAAAAAAGUUAAUUUGCGAGGUGGAGACAUCGAGUUAUUUUUACGUAACUGCCCUUUACUCGAACAAUUGAUUGUCCAUACCACAUGGACAGUAUCGAAGAUCGAAGUUUGUGGUCCAUCACUCGUGUUGAAACACUUGGAGAUAGUCAAAUGCACGGGCUUGGAAUCACUUAAAGUUUACGCUCCGAAUCUCGCCUCACUUAGUGUUACGAGUCUAAAGGGAGUUUCGCUCGAGAAUGUCCCGAUGCUGGUUGAUGCAACUGUCAGUUGCGACUACGACAGUAUUUCUGUGAAACAUUUACUUUCUGUAUUGUCUAGCUGCAUUUCUCAAUUGGAGACUCUUAAUUUGGUGCCGUCGAGGAUUCACGACAUAGAAGAAACGAUCGAGCUCUACAGUUAUUUCCCUGAAAUGCCUAAACUGAAGAAGUUGGCCAUCGAAUGUUAUUCAUCUGACGAUCAAAGUCUCGUUAGGCUCGCUUCUCUGAUAAGGGCGUCUCCUUUCUUGCAGGAAUUUGUUUUAAAGAAUAAAAGGCAUAGACAAGUGGACUAUGAUGCUGCAGCUAUUAAUACAAGGUUUCGGCACGAGCAUCUUAAAGUGUUCAGAUUUUGUGGAUAUGAGUUUUGCUCCAGUAACAAUGCAUUAGUUCGGUACGUUUUGAAGAACUGCACAGUGCUUGAGAAAAUAAUAGUCGAUCCGUCUGUUGUAUAUUUUUUAAACCGAAUAAGUCGUCGCUUGGAAUCGGAUAAAAAUGCGAGAGACGACGUGGCAAAGCAACAUAUUGAACCGCAAUUGCCUCACGGCGUUCAAUUGUGUGGUGAGAGAAGUUCUGUGGUCGAUAAUGAUGAUCGGAUAAGUCAGUUGCCCGACGACAUCCUUGUCGAUAUACUGUCUUUGCUAUCGCUCAAAGAAGCAGCUCGAACGAGUGUUCUUUCGUCCCGUUGGAUAAACUUAUGGAAACAUGUACCUUAUCUUGAUUUCGACGUGUCAGCUUGCGAGGGACACAAGUACGUGAAGUGGGUGAACUCCGUUAUCCGAUCACACAAAUCCCCCACCUUGAAAAAACUUAAGAUCCGUUUUCCUUUAGAUGGUAAUUCCAUUACUCGGUGGCUUGAAUUCGCGUUUUCCAGACAUGUUUGGAGGUGGGAGUUUGACUUUGAUGUUUACUUUAAAGAUUUUUGUUUCCCCUACGAGUUAUUAGCCCCGAGAAGCAAUAUGGUUCUCGGAUUUAAGUCCCUCAAAGAAUUGUCGCUUAAAAAAGUUAAUUUGCGAGGUGGAGACAUCGAGUUAUUUUUACGUAACUGCCCUUUACUCGAACAAUUGAUUGUCCAUACCACAUGGACAGUAUCGAAGAUCGAAGUUUGUGGUCCAUCACUCGUGUUGAAACACUUGGAGAUAGUCAAAUGCACGGGCUUGGAAUCACUUAAAGUUUACGCUCCGAAUCUCGCCUCACUUAGUGUUACGAGUCUAAAGGGAGUUUCGCUCGAGAAUGUCCCGAUGCUGGUUGAUGCAACUGUCAGUUGCGACUACGACAGUAUUUCUGUGAAACAUUUACUUUCUGUAUUGUCUAGCUGCAUUUCUCAAUUGGAGACUCUUAAUUUGGUGCCGUCGAGGAUUCACGACAGAGAAGAAACGAUCGAGCUCUACAGUUAUUUCCCUGAAAUGCCUAAACUGAAGAAGUUGGCCAUCGAAUGUUAUUCAUCUGACGAUCAAAGUCUCGUUAGGCUCGCUUCUCUGAUAAGGGCGUCUCCUUACUUGCAGGAAUUUGUUUUAAAGAAUAAAAGGCAUAGACAAGUGGACUAUGAAGGUGCAGCUAUUAAUACAAGGUUUCGGCACGAGCAUCUUAAAGUGUUCAGAUUUUGUGGAUAUGAGUUUUGCUCCAGUAACAAUGCAUUAGUUCGGUACGUUUUGAAGAACUGCACAGUGCUUGAGAAAAUAAUAGUCGAUCCGUCUGUUGUAUAUUUUUUAAACCGAAUAAGUCGUCGCUUGGAAUCGGAUAAAAAUGCGAGAGACGACGUGGCAAAGCAACAUAUUGAACCGCAAUUGCCUCACGGCGUUCAAUUGGUUAUUCUUUAA
This is a messenger RNA of Erythranthe guttata (spotted monkey flower), 2575 nucleotides long. Lineage: Eukaryota; Viridiplantae; Streptophyta; Magnoliopsida; Lamiales; Phrymaceae. The record is from RefSeq and is a predicted model, not a curated record.